AGGCUUGACCUUGAGUCGUCUUUCUCUCUAUCUCUCUCUGAAUCUUUUCGCCAUGUCCGUCGCCGGCAAACAAAGAGGAGCUCACAUCCUCAUCUUCCCGUACCCAGCUCAGGGACAUAUGUUACCCACAUUAGAUCUCACCCACCAGCUAGCCCUCCGUGGUCUUAACCUAACCAUUUUAGUCACACCCAAGAAUCUCCCUUCCCUAAACCCUCUUCUCUCUUGCCAUCCCAACUCAAUCCAAACCCUAAUCCUCCCCUUCCCUUCCCACCCUUCACUCCCCCCCGGCGUCGAAAAUGUGCGUGACAUCGGCAACUCCGGCAAUCUCCUCAUCAUGGCCGCCUUAACCAAACUCCACAAUCCCAUCGCCCACUGGUUUCACUCCCACCCAGAUCCUCCCGUCGCCAUCAUCUCCGAUUUCUUCCUCGGUUGGACUCAUCGCCUCGCACGUCAAUUGGGUAUUCCAAGAAUCUGUUUUUACCCAUCCGGUGCUUUUUUCACUUCUAUUUAUAACCAUCUAUGGCAGAAUUUCGAUUCGAUUUCUCCUUCCCCUGCGGUGAGUUUUCCGGAUUUACCUAGAUCCCCGGUGAUCUCGGAGGAUCAUUUGCCGACUACUUUCAGAGUUUGUAAAGCCAAGAAGGGAUCUGUCGGCGAUUUGGAUAUUCUAUUGGAUGGCAUGAUGGAAAAUAUAUCGACUUGGGGGUGUAUUUUCAAUACCUUUGACUCUUUGGAAGGAGAGUAUUUAGAAUAUCUGAGGAAGAAGUCGGGGCGGGUUUGGGGAAUCGGGCCUCUCAAUUUGAUGGGCGGGAUAGAGGGGAAGUUUCGGGUUAACCCGGAUGAGGAAUCGGUUACCCGAGUCAUGACUUGGCUUGACAAAUGCCCGGAUGGGUCGGUUCUCUAUGUUUGCUUCGGUAGUCAAAAGGUGCUUAAUAAAGCCCAAAUGAAAGCAUUGGCUAGCGCUCUAGAUUUGAGUGGGGUCCGUUUUAUAUGGGUGGCUAAACCACCACCUGAGGACAUGAACAAUGAGGGUUAUGGGUUGGUCCCAGAUGGCUUUGAGGACCAGGUUGUUGGGAGGGGCAUGAUUAUUAAGGGAUGGGCCCCACAAGUGUCUAUUUUGGGACAUCAAGCUGUGGGAGGGUUCUUGAGCCAUUGCGGUUGGAACUCAAUGCUGGAGGCUAUUGUAACCGGGGUGAUGAUAUUGGCUUGGCCUAUGGAGGCAGACCAAUUCAUCGAUGCGAGAUUGUUGGUGGAGCAUCUGGAGGUGGCGGUACUUAUGACUGAAGGAACGAACACGGUGCCUGAGCCGAUUGCGUUGGCUAAGACCAUCGCCUUAGCCAUGGAAGGUGACUCGAAUGCCAAGAAAAGAGCAAAGGAACUAAGGGAUGAGGCGACAAAAGCCAUCAAGGUUGAUGGAAGCUCUUGGAAUGACUUGGAGAAUCUUGUGAAAGAGUUGACCCAACUACAAAAUUUGGCAAAAGAAAACGAGUUAGUUGCAAUUUAAUAUUUAUGUAACCGUGCAUGUUCAUUUUGUGGGUUUCCUAUUUAUGUAGUAAUAAAUAAUGGUCACUUUCAUCAUCACAAAUAAAAUUUGGAAUUAAAGGUGGGGUUUUGCAUUUCAACUUGUAAAA
Molecule: messenger RNA, 1628 nt
Organism: Impatiens glandulifera
Lineage: Eukaryota; Viridiplantae; Streptophyta; Magnoliopsida; Ericales; Balsaminaceae
Product: UDP-glycosyltransferase 89A2-like
Exons: 1
Coding region: 53-1501 (482 amino acids)
Molecular function (GO): UDP-glycosyltransferase activity
Source: RefSeq, a predicted model, not a curated record